AUGCAGCUUUUAUCAGGGGUUGUUGAUUCGGCCAUAUUCACCGUGAGAAACAAUUGCCCAUUCACAAUAUGGCCGGCAGCUCUAACCGGAGCCGGUUCUCCAGCCCAAACCGGGUUCGAGCUACCACCACAGGCUUCAAGAGCUCUCGCCAUUCCAGCUCCAUGGUCCGGUCGAAUCUGGGCCCGGUUCCAAUGCUCCAACUCUGGCCGAUUCACCUGCGAAAGCGCCGAUUGUAACUCGGACCAAAUUGAAUGCAAUGGCGCCGGUGGCACUCCUCCUGCCACCCUAGUGGAAUCCACACUAGCAGGGGACCAAGGCAAAGACUUCAACGACGUGAGCCUUGUUGACGGAUUCAAUCUGCCAGUAGCGGUCGCCUCUGCCGGAGGAAACUGCCCGCCCACGAGUUGCCCGGUUGAUAUCAAUAACAAAGGCUGCCCCAAUGAACUGGCGGUGAGAGGGGGGAACGGCGGGGUGGUUGGGUGCAAGAGUGCGUGUCUUGCACUCAACCAGCCACAGUAUUGCUGCACCGGCGCGUAUAGCAGUCCGGCAACGUGCAAGCCCACAAGCUACUCGCAGAUAUUCAAGUCGCAAUGCCCGGAGGCUUAUAGCUAUGCUUACGAUGAUCAAACCGGCUUACUUACUUGCCCAACCGGGAACGACUAUCUCAUUACAUUCUGUCCUUGAACAAUUCUUAAAUUCAUAUUAUACUAUAACUAAAGUCGA
Salvia splendens (bonfire salvia) is the source of this 723-nucleotide messenger RNA. RefSeq names its product thaumatin-like protein 1. The coding region runs from base 1 to 684 and encodes 227 amino acids. The transcript is spliced from 2 exons. Lineage: Eukaryota; Viridiplantae; Streptophyta; Magnoliopsida; Lamiales; Lamiaceae. The record is from RefSeq and is a predicted model, not a curated record.